AUGUCUAACGAAAUUAUUUUAGAAACAGUAAGGGAAUUGCUUCCUGAUAUUGAGAAAGAGAUCAGAGAACAAGUUAAUUAAGAAUUGCAAAUUGAAUAUUAAUAUAAAUUUCAAUAAGAAAUAGAUUCCUUAGCUUUAUUUAAUGAAGAAUAAAUAAGAGCUGAAUUAGAAUAGCAAAUUAGAAUAGACUAUGAAUAAUAGAAGGAACAGUUGGCAUAAGAUGUAAUUCGUGAAUUUGAUGAUUCCCUUUAAAGAGGCUAAUUAGAACAAUAAUUAAGAUUCAAAAUAUAGGAGGAGCUAGAGGAGUAAAUAAAUGAAGAAGUGUAAAAAAAAUCAAAAUAACUCAAAUUGUAAUAUAAGAAAAGGAUUGAAUAAGAAAAAAAUCAAUUACAAAAAGAUUUUGAGUAAGAAUGGAAACAAAGAGUUGAUGCAGAAAAAAAAAGAUUGGAAAGAGAAAAAAGUGAAAUCGCAAGAUUGAAAUCAGUUGAGUAUGUAAAACUUAAAAAAUUGCAGGAUGAAUAAAAAAAGCAUAGUUCAUUGUUGAAAGAACAAGAAACAAAAUAUUAAGAUAUUAUGAAAUCACUUCAAAAAUAAAUUUAAGAACUCACAUAAUAAUUAGAAUCAGCCUUGUAAGAUUAAAUUACUAAAGAAAAAUUACAAAACUAGUCAGAAAAUUUUGAUAUCUUAAACUUGGAUAAAUAGAUGAAUAUUCCAUUUUCAAAAUAAGAUCAGAUCUAUAACUAAAAAUCAAUUCCAAUUUACUAACACAAACAAAUCACUGAAGAGGAAUGUUAAGAAUCAUAAUAAACCUCAGUUAAUUUAAAUAAUUGCAAGCAACAAUAGAAUUAAAGAGCAAAUCAAUAGCAAAAUUCAAAAAAUUAAAAGUAUCUAAAAAAGAAAUAGCCUACUUAAUAUGAAAAUUAAUUAGAAAAAGGGAUUAAAUAAUAAAAAGGCAAUAUGGAAAUAUAAAAACCUUAAGUUUGGGACUAAGAAAAUAAUUAAAGACAGAUGAAUAGAAUAGAUAAAAUCAUUAAAGAAUAUGAUGAAAUUCCAGCUUAAAAAGAAUAAUUCAUGAGCUACAACAGUUUGUUUAAAGAAAAUGAUCUUGAUAAUUCUAAAAAUAAAUAAAUGAAAUAAUUAAGAUAAAAAGUUGCAGAAGAUCAAGAAAAAGAUUAAAGGCUUCAAACAAAAUAUUUGGGAUUAUAAAUCAACAUUAUGAAUGAUUUUAUUGUUAAUUAUGUUGAGUAUCCUGAAUAUCAUUAAGUUAAAAUGUUGCUUUAGGAUAUUAUUGAAUUAUUUAACUAAUGGAUGAUUAGUUAUUAAGAGAGAAUUGAAUUUUUCAAAAGGAUUAAGUAGAUUGCAAAUUCGAAUUUUAGAGAUAUUAUCCCAUUUUUACAAACCUAAAUUCAUAAAUUUAAAUUGAUUUAAAAUUACUAUUCUGAUUUUCAAUAACGAUUCAAUCUUAAGAAUUAAAUAAUGGCCAAUUAUAGUUAAUUUAAUAAAUGCAAAUAUUUAUUUGAAUAAAUAAAUUAAUUAAAUUUAAAAUCAAUUAAUUUAUCAGUUUUAGGAUGUGACUUUUAAGAAAUGGUGCAACUUGACUAAUGGGAAAAGGAUUUUUUAGAAAGAGAAGAACUAAAAUCUUAAAUAUUAUGUAAAAUAUAAUCGAAAUUAAUAUGA
Paramecium tetraurelia is the source of this 1677-nucleotide messenger RNA. RefSeq lists its product as uncharacterized. The record is from RefSeq and is a predicted model, not a curated record. Lineage: Eukaryota; Ciliophora; Oligohymenophorea; Peniculida; Parameciidae. The transcript is spliced from 2 exons.